UCAAUUGUCAUAGAAAAUCAACAAUCAUCCUGGAAAUUUGCUUUUGAAUGAUUUUCGAUUUUCGAAAAAAGUAGUUUAUCUUUAAACCUAAGAAAACCACUAAACAAAAAUGUCGCGAGGAAGUAGCGCCGGUUUUGACCGACACAUUACAAUUUUUUCUCCCGAAGGACGGCUAUAUCAGGUGGAAUAUGCUUUUAAAGCUAUUAACCAGGCCGGCCUCACUUCUGUAGCUGUUAAAGGAGUUGAUACUGCUGUCUGUGUUACCCAAAGGAAGGUGCCUGAUAAGCUUAUCGAUGCUAGUACUAUUACUAGACUUUUCCAGCUUACAGACAAUGUUGGCUGUGUCAUGACUGGUAUGAUGGCUGAUAGUAAAUCUCAAGUGCAACGCGCUCGCUAUGAAGCUGCCCAAUUCAAAUAUAAAAACGGAUAUACUAUGCCAAUUGAUGCUCUAUGUAGAAGAGUAGCAGAUAUUUCCCAAGUUUACACUCAAAAUGCAGAAAUGCGUCCUCUGGGAUGUUCAAUGGUUCUGAUAGGCUUUGACGAUGACAUGGGACCCUGUGUCUAUAAAGCUGAUCCUGCAGGAUACUACUGUGGAUACAGAGCUAUUGCUGUAGGUGCUAAACAAACUGAAGCUAAUAGCUAUUUAGAGAAGAAAUUAAAGAAAAAGCAAGACCUUAAUGGGGAUGAUGUUAUUCAAUUAGCCAUUAGCUGCCUUUCUAGUGUCCUGGCAGUAGACUUUAAGCCAAGCGAUAUUGAAGUAGGAGUUGUGUCUAAGGAUAAUCCAAAAUUUGCUGUUUUAAGUGAACAGGAAAUUGAUAGACAUCUUACUGUUAUUGCAGAGAAAGAUUAAGUCUUUAAAUUUGAUUGUUUUUGUAUUAUUUAAAAUAAUUCAUUGCUGGGUUUAAGUUUAUAACAUACUUUUUUCUUAAAUAAAUAAUCUGCUAACAUA
This is a messenger RNA of Anthonomus grandis grandis, 949 nucleotides long. RefSeq names its product proteasome subunit alpha type-6-like. Gene Ontology annotation, biological process: ubiquitin-dependent protein catabolic process. The record is from RefSeq and is a predicted model, not a curated record. The transcript has 3 exons. NCBI's taxonomy places the organism in Eukaryota, Metazoa, Arthropoda, Insecta, Coleoptera, Curculionidae. Gene Ontology annotation, cellular component: cytosol; proteasome core complex; proteasome core complex, alpha-subunit complex. The coding region runs from base 110 to 850 and encodes 246 amino acids.